AUGCAUAUAUUUUUGGGAUUAAUUGCGAGUCUAGUGGUCGGCAUCGAGUCGUUUAUGGUGCCCAUGCCGUUCGUGAAAACUAAUCUCCCUUGGGUAUCGUUUACGCUGCCAGAGGACAAACAAUUGGACAUCAGUUCGGUUUUAUAUUACACCGAUUACGGAAAGGAUAAGUGCCCGGCCUACGUUUACAAAUCCAAUCCUAAUGUGAUACAUCCCUGGGAAAUUGAAGAACACCUAAAUUCAACCCUAAGGAUCUCGGCUGUUGUGCAGACCAAACAGAACGAAACCUUCGUCGAUACAUUUAGCCUAAGUUCCUUGGGAAGAAAGGUACAGACGGAGAGGGUGAUGUGUCUUCCUUCCACAGUUAAGAAACCUCGUGGAGAACUCAUAUUCUCCGAGAACUUCAAGGAUUCGAAUCUUAAUAAGUGGACCCAUGUGGUGCAAUCACAGGUUCCGGCCCCGCACUACGAGGGAGUGGCAUUCGUGAAUGACCGCGCUAAUUCGUUCGUCGAAAACAAUAGGUUGCACCUAAGGGUUACCAAGUCCAACUAUUCCAAAACCAAUCCGUUCCACCUAAAGGAUUGCACGUCCAAGUCGAAAAAAAAGCGAUGCGGAAGUACUAAGGAUUACAACAAAAUGUUCAAGUUUAUACCGCCUUUUGUUUCGGCCAAGCUGCGAUCGAAGGAAACUUUCUCGUACUGCAGAAUACAAAUAAUUGCCAAAAUGCCCAUUGGUGAUCUCCUUUUUCCAGGACUUACCCUGGCAUACGACGAUGGGAAUGAUAACGACGAUGGCGAUGACGCCAUUCGCAUUGCAAUUGUUAGGGGCAACCAGAGAUUGAGCGAUAUCGUUGGCAACGAGAUCGGAGGGUCCAGGGUCUUUGCCGGCGCCAUUUACAUCAGGGAUAUUUAUACGGAAAUUCACGAAGAGAUCAAAUAUAUCGAAACAAAAAAACACUUUGGAGAACGCUUUCACAUCUACACGGUUAUUUGGCACGAGAAGAAAAUUAUUUUUAAAGUAGAUGAUGAGACAAUUGCCACGAUCAGCGGGACAGUCGCCGAAGCGCUUAGUAAAAAUAAGCGCCAUAUCGAGCUGUUCGUAACGGUCGGUGGCGAGUAUAAUUUCCCACAUACUCGCGUCCCAUUCCAUAAGAAUCCCUAUUUGAAUACAAAAAAAAUGCUGAAGAAAGCUGUGGAACAGGCGCCGAAAUGGGAGAAUCCUGAGAUGGUGAUUAAAAGCAUCAAAGUGUACUCCACUGACGAAUCCGAAAUAUAAAUAUUACGUUUAAGCUCUAUGAAAUAGAUGUCUUAAUAUUAAAUUUAUUACUUACUGUGAAUUGUGUUAAAUUUGCUUUUACUUGGAAAAAUAACAAAAUCAAUGACCUAUCUUUAAAAAUAAAUAUACAUAUAAAAUAAACAGCUUUCUCUGCUUAAACAA
Drosophila kikkawai is the source of this 1437-nucleotide messenger RNA. It is a transcript of the gene GNBP1, whose product is annotated as Gram-negative bacteria binding protein 1. Gene Ontology annotation, molecular function: hydrolase activity, hydrolyzing O-glycosyl compounds; carbohydrate binding. NCBI's taxonomy places the organism in Eukaryota, Metazoa, Arthropoda, Insecta, Diptera, Drosophilidae. Gene Ontology annotation, biological process: carbohydrate metabolic process. The record is from RefSeq and is a predicted model, not a curated record.